GAAUACAAGUUUAUAAUAAAUAUUGUUCUGCCUCGGGAUCCCGCAACGACUGAAUGGCGAAGGGAAACCUUGAUUAUGCUGAUCCACUUGUGGACGAAUAUCAUGUUCUUGUAGGCAAAUUAAGGGUACACCAGCAAUCAUAUCUUAAGGACCAAUCAACUGACAAGAUGAACCCUGCAAAAAACCCCUUAGUGAUAGAAAACGGGAAGAAAAAAUCUCGCUUGACAAGAAGUUUAGGAGAAACGGGCUCCCCACAGAGCAAAAGACAAGGAAAGAAAUUGAAUGCUACAUUUGGAAAUAGAUCGAGAACCAAUAGUGAAACAUCGUUAUUGCCGCCAUUACACACAUAUUCUAGAUUCAGUCAGGUACCCAAUGGUACAAACAAACCUACAAUAAACCAUCCGGAUAAACGUCUGGAUACACUAUCAAAGGUACCAAAACCCAAGGAGGGUAUAACGUGGUAUGAAAUAUGCCAACAGCAGCUAAGUCCGGCUGCAAGCAGAAAAAACUAUGGCCAAAGAGACCGAGAAAGAUCCAAAAUAAUUCUGGAUAUUAAGCAGAAAUGGCAAGAUGUGAGCAAAGACGAAAACGAUGAUAAACGUCAUUUUAUGCUUACAUCUAACAAAACAAAAUCUAGUCCAACUAACCGAAAAUCUCAAAGUCUAGGUAAAGGCACAAAAUAUACGGAUAAAGACAACUCUCACAAACACAGUGCCUGUAAAAUACAUGCCGAAAAUACAAAGCCUGUUGGAGGAAAAACAGACCAAAAUAGUAAAUCAUUGGAACAAGAUAUACCGAAAACAAAAAAUGAUGAACUCAAGAGAUGGCAAGGGAUAUCGAGUACAAAACAUUUAGUACCCCAAAAAGAAAGAGAUAUUCAUGAAGGACUGUAUAGAUCAGACGCUACGCCGCCAGAUCCAAACAUUAAUGGCGACCAGACCGUCAGAAAAGACCGUGUUAAAACUGCAGAAACUUGGAAAACCUGGCGAGAUGUUAAUGACUCCUAUGCUUAUGAUAACGUGGAGCAAUAUAUUAAAGAUAACGAACUGAUGCCAGAAGAAAGGGCUAAACGGAUAAAACAAUGGAUUGGAACAGUGGAUACUACACCCAGAACUCCGGAUUCGCAGGAAGGCUGCAGUAGUAGUAGUUCUAAUUACGAAUUUUCAAAACCGGAAAGAUUUCUCUAAACAUGAAUUCGUUAUGUGAGGAAGAAUUAAACAGUUUAGUAUACGUAAAACCUGUCUGAUUCUAACACUA
Molecule: messenger RNA, 1257 nt
Organism: Owenia fusiformis
Lineage: Eukaryota; Metazoa; Annelida; Polychaeta; Sabellida; Oweniidae
Source: the annotation of a GenBank genome assembly